UUUGCCGAAAACAGACCCUUGUGGCAUGAAGGUCUAUAGAACUUGGCCGGGCAAUUCAAGUUGAGGGUGAAAAAGAACAAGAGAGAGAAAGGAGUGAGAACUUGCUGUUUUCUAGCCAGUUGGCAGAGAGAGCGCACGAGCGAGAGGGAGCGCAGGCGCAUGCGCGUAGUGCUUGAGACUUUUGCCUGGAGCUGCGCCUCCUCGCAGCACCUCCGCCUGGCGCACGCUGGGUCCCGUUUGGUCAUGAGACUCUCAGCUCCCUGCUCUCCUGGAGCUCCUUGCUGUCCUUGCUGUCCACCACCAUGCCUGGUCCCCGGUCUCCGACAGCACCCCCCGGGGAAAGCUGCGACGGUGUCCCCGCUCCGCAGAGCACGCUCCGGAGCCUGGCUCAGCACCGCCCCCGAGCGCCCGCGGCCCGACUGCGCAGGAUUUUAAGCAAGGCGUGGCCACCCGCCAGGAAAAGCCUGGGGCGGGCAGCAUCCCCCCAACGGCUGGAUCUGCAGCUGGACCUGCCCAACCAGCAGGGUGAGCCUGUUCUCCAUAGCCCCGUGGUGCUGACCCAGGGCCCCAAGUCCAAGGAGAGGAACCUCCUUCUCUUCAGGGACUGGCUGGCCAUUGCCAAGCGGAGGUCUUCCGAGAGCCACAGAGUCAAGCAGAAGCUGCCUGUCUCUCACUUAGGGGUAGUCUCCUGUGACCCCGAGGAGGCGCGGGACAAGGACGAGGACGGUGAUCUUGCUGUCAGUCGAGGAAGCGCCGUCCUCUUCAUCGUGGCCUCCGACCCUUGUGUCACCGAGUUUCCGUCCUCUGACGCCUUCUUCACCUGCCCUCGCCACCCACACUCACCUGUGCUCUCAGAGGGCCGGCCGGCAGGAGCCAGGUGGCUUAGAGACCCUCGUGAGCAGCGCUCCUGCAUUGCCUCCCGCAUCGGGUACUUGAGGUCUGAGGGUCACCCUGUGUGUAUGCCGUAGCCGGAAACAGAGAUUCUGACUAAGGAAUUCCAGAUACCCCGGGAGACAGCUUGUGUCUGGGACCCUCUCGGUGCGUGUCAUCAGCCUAGUCCUUCCUGUCUGGACAGUCCAUCUGGGACUCAGGCUCUCCCCGCUGAGAAGCCCUGAGGGGACUUGGGCAUGGCCGAGAAUCUGAAGCCAAGGAGACCUACAUCAGACACCCAGACCUGCCUUCCCUUGUUUGUUUCCCAUGGGCCAGUUCCCCUACACCUCCCUGCCUCCGUUUCCUCACCUGGCAGAGAAAUGGCUAUAUCGGCUGCACAAAAUGUCGAGGAGGGAUAAAGGAGUUGCUGGCACACAUAAACCUGCGGAUUGAGAAACAAGGCAGCUUACAUGAAAUUCCGAGCACUUAGCAGGUGCGUGGUACAAAUGCCGGUUGCCAGUUGUUUUUUCUUGGUGGGGAGAAUCCAGGUCAGCAAAGCUGGGCUUCAUCGCUAAGGUGACUGACAAGAUUAGAAUUGUCCCUCAGAGUUUCUGAUCUCAGUCUCUCAGGGUGACUUUGGGAACUUCCCGACAACCUCUCCACUUGCUUCGGCUUGUUCUGGCAGACCACUUCGUGGCAAAGAGUGGAAAACAGUCUUGUGGUGUAGAGCAGAUACACACGCCUGCAGAGGGGCCAAGGGGAGGGUUCAGUCUACACCUGAGGAGUUUGGAGGCACACGUAAGGGCUGAGAUGUCACUGGGCAUCACUGCAAGGAAACUGGGUUCUGCCAGGUUUGUAGCCGCCGACUUGGGACCUGGGCAGGAAUGGCGGGUAUCAUGUCACCUUCCUUUGCUUGCUACAGUGUUCUAGAAAAUCAGUUUCUAGUUUAUCCUUGCAGUAGACAACUGUGGUCCUCUGAACUUUAUAGGAUCAACUCACAUAUAUAAGGUAGGAGCCAAAAUUAACGUUUGUGACACACUCCCGGGGAGGAUUCUCAGAGUAACACUGACAGUAGCAGCCAGCAGUUCCGUGGUGUGUCCCACGUGCCCCACGCUGUUCUAAGCGCUUCACACACAAUCAUCCACUUCCUUUCUGUCACAGAUGCCCUAGUCUCAUGUGAGGUAAGAGUCUUUCAUUCAAACUGAGUGUCACAAUCGGAUUUUUAGAGCUUCCUCUAAGUCAUACAAAAAAUUGUUUCUUUUACUAAUAUUGGAAGCCCCACCCCGUCCACUAUCAGGUGACCAAGAGAUGCCUUGUGUCACACUGGACUAGGCUGUGGUGCCUGAGGAUGGCUGUGCCCUUGACCGGUUCCUGCAGUGUCCUCACUGGGAUGUCCUAAAGUCUUAUUCUGUUCUUUCUGAUUUGCCCAGAUGAGUUCCAUUUACAUUAUCCGUAUAGGCCAACCAGCAUAAACAAUGCUUCUUUUCAUAAAAAGGAAAUUCGGGAUACCGUGUCGUUAUGAGAAUUAAAUGAAGAAAUGUGUGUAAACCUCCUAGCAUGGAGCCUGCUGCACAUGGUGCUCAACAAAAGUCAGGUUUUUCACACCAGUAAAAUGGAAGGACAUUCCAGCCAAAGGAAACAGCAUAUGCAAAGGCUUGAGCGAAAGGCUGGGUGAACUGAGAACUCCGAGAGUAUACUGAUCAGCUCAGGCUGCAUAACAAAGUACCACAGACUGUGGGAUUCAAACAACAGAGAUUUACUGUCGCACAGAUCUGGAGGCUUGAAGUCCAAGAUCGAGGUGUCGGCAGGGUGGUUCCUCCUGAGGACUGAGGGAAGAGCUGUUCCCGGUCUCUCUCCUCGGUCUGUAGAUGGCCCUCUUCCCCCAGUGUCCUCACAGCCCCUUCCCUCUGUGCACAUCUCUGUGUCCAGAUUUCCCCUUGUUUAUGAGAUCACCAGGUAUAUUGGAUUAGGGUCCAUCCUAAUGACCUCAUUUUAACUUGAUUAUCCCUGUAAAUAUACUAUCUUCAACAAAGGCCACAAUCUGAGGUCCUGGGGAUGAGGACACCAACAUACAAG
This is a messenger RNA of Vicugna pacos (alpaca), 2946 nucleotides long. The record is from RefSeq and is a predicted model, not a curated record. Lineage: Eukaryota; Metazoa; Chordata; Mammalia; Artiodactyla; Camelidae.